GGAAGUACCCGUUACCCCCUGUGCUUGCUCAGGUUUCCCUCAGACUCAGGACAGAACCGAGCAGGCGGGCUGCUGGCUAACAGGUUGGCUGAAUAUUGAUGGUUUACAGUCUGUAUAAAACUCGCCGGUCACCUAAAGUUCAUUUGUAAGCAUCCAGACUUUAAUAUCGGAUCAACAUGGCGCCGCUGGGCUGAGGAGGAGUCGAGUCAUCACUAACUGAAGCUUCAGAAAUCAACAUUAAAGCGUCGUCAGCUAACAGUUAGCAGACAGACAAACGUCCCCGAGGAGGACAGACUGCAUAUUUACAGCCGAGAGCCCGGCAGACAACCUACCGGUGGACCCCCAGCGAAGCUAAGAGGCUGUGUUGUGAAUGUAAUGGUGCUUUCUGCUCCCCGAGCUGCAUGAGAUAUGCAGUCAUCAUAGCAUCACUGACAGGCCUGACCCUGGAUUAACACGACCAUGGAGUCCUCUUCUGAGUCCCAGCAGGAGCCCGAGAAAAUUUUGCACCAUGCAGAGUUGAGAGAGCCCCAUGCCACCACCGCUGCUGUAGUGAGCGGGGAUGAGACCCUCCUUCUGACCCCAAGCAGGAUGAGCCAGCGCCAGGUGAAGGAGCGGGACAAGGAGAGGGAGAAGGAGGCAGGCCUCCAAACGCCCAACAGGGAGCACGUCGCCACCCCCUCCAGCCUCAGCCCAGGGGUCAGCUACAGCCACGGUUUCGAGAGAGGGAAGGAGGACCUGUUGUCUCUGCCUUUGAAAGAGGACACACAUUCCAUAUCUAAGAGCAAGUCUGAAACGAAGUUGUAUAAUGGCUCUGACAAGGAUGUGUCGGCGUCCGGAGGAAAGCUCACCAAAAAGGAGUCCCUCAAGGUGCAGAAGAAGAACUACAGGGAAGAGAAGAAGAGGGCGACCAAAGAGCUGCUCAGCACCAUCACCGACCCCUCCGUCAUCGUCAUGGCCGACUGGCUAAAGAUUCGUGGCACCCUGAAGAGCUGGACCAAGCUGUGGUGUGUGCUGAAACCAGGCGUCCUCCUCAUCUAUAAAACCAACAAAAACGGCCAGUGGGUGGGAACGGUGCUGCUCAACGCCUGUGAGCUCAUCGAGAGGCCUUCCAAGAAGGACGGCUUCUGCUUCAAGCUGUUUCACCCGCUGGAGCAGUCCAUCUGGGCCGUCAAGGGUCCUAAAGGAGAAGCAGUCGGCUCCAUCACUCAGCCGCUGCCCAGCAGCCACCUCAUCUUCCGAGCCACCUCUGAGUCUGAUGGUCGAUGCUGGAUGGAUGCCUUAGAGCUAGCCCUGAAGUGCUCCAGCCUGCUGAAAAGGACCAUGAUCCGCGAGGGGAAAGAGGACAUGAGCACCGUCGCCACAGGAGGGGAACACUCCAUAAACUUCUACAGCCUCCUCAGAGCCCACAAUAUCCAUGGUUUCCAGUUUAACGACAGUGACCAUUUAAAAGACCCGGACCUGUACUCAGACAAGUCAGACAGGGAGGGGGAGCAGGACCACGAGGAGUCGGAUCCAGACGGCCUGGAGAAGAGUGAAGAGAGCGACAGCGAUACAUCAGAGCGCCAGGAUGACUCGUACAUCGAUCUGGAUCCAAACGAGCAUCUGCGAGAAACCCCGUACCUUGAGCAGUCCCACGAGGAGCUUGGAGAGGCUGGCGAGGCGGCCCAAACAGAGACGGUAUCAGAGGAGAACAAAUCUCUGAUCUGGACUCUGCUGAAGCAGGUGCGACCUGGCAUGGAUCUGUCCAAGGUGGUGCUGCCCACCUUCAUCCUGGAGCCGAGGUCCUUUUUGGACAAACUCUCGGACUACUACUACCACGCAGACUUCCUGUCAGAGGCUGCAAUCGAAGAGAACGCCUACAACCGCAUGAAGAAAGUGGUGAAGUGGUACAUCUCUGGAUUUUACAAAAAGCCAAAGGGGUUGAAGAAGCCUUACAACCCCAUUAUUGGCGAGACAUACCGCUGCAUGUGGCUGCAUCAGAAAACCAACAGCAAGACCUUCUACAUUGCAGAACAGGUUUCCCAUCAUCCUCCAGUAUCAGCUUUCUAUGUCAGCAACAGGAAGGAUGGAUUUUGUCUCAGUGGCAGCAUCCUUGCCAAGUCCAAAUUCUACGGAAAUUCCCUGUCGGCCAUAUUGGACGGGGAGGCUCGGCUCACGUUUCUAAACCGAGGAGAGGACUACGUGAUGAACAUGCCAUACGCUCACUGUAAAGGCAUCCUGUACGGCACCAUGACCCUGGAGCUGGGCGGUCAGAUCACCAUUGCGUGUGAGAAAACAGGCUACAGUGCGCAGCUGGAGUUCAAACUGAAGCCGUUCCUGGGCAGCAGCGACAGCGUGAACCAGGUCUGUGGAAAAAUCAAGCUGGGGAAGGAGGUGUUAGCUACGCUGGAAGGACACUGGGACAGUGAGAUCUUCAUCAACGACAAGAAGACGGGGACGUCGGACACAUUUUGGAAUCCAACUCCAGACCUGAGGCAGAGUCGACUGACGCGCUGCACCGUCCCACCUGAGGAGCAGGGAGACCUGGAAUCAGAAAGACUGUGGCAGCACGUGACCCGAGCCAUCAACAACAAGGACCAGACCGAGGCCACCAACGAGAAGUUCAUCCUGGAGGAAGCUCAGAGGAAAUCAGCAAGGGAGCGGAAAGCCAAAUGCGAGGAUUGGAUCCCCGCCCUGUUUGAGCAGGACCCGGUCACCGGGGAGUGGCAUUACAGAUAUGCCGACACAAGGCCCUGGGAUCCGCUCAACGACCUGAUCCAGUUUGAAAAAGACGGCUGUAUCCAGACCAAGGUCCGACACCGCACCCCUAUGGUACGUUCUGGCAGUCUUAUUAGUCUGAGUAACCAGGCGCCGCGGAGGGACAAUUGCAAGUGCCAGGUAACGGUGCCAAAGAGGAAACACAAAAGCGACAAGCCCAAAAGCCCGGAGAGCGGCUGCUCGUCACCUGAACCCGACCGACAAGACUCGUCUGGCAGUGAACGUGAGUUCAAAGGACACAAAAGCAAGCAUAACAGCCGUCUGAGGAAAAAAGGAGCAGACCUCAGUGAACUUCAAAGUGCCAUUGAAUCUAUAAAGCAGACGCAGGAGGACAUCAACAGGAGCAUCAGCGUGCUGCGGAGCCGCACAGCAGGCCGGGCGGAAGGCAGCUCUUUCCUCCAGCAGCGCGACUACGUCAUCAUCGUGUUCCUCGUUCUCCUUCAGGUCCUGAUCAACUAUGUCUUCAAGUAGCAGCCAUACCCUGAAAGAGAGAGCGUGGUGCCCUCACACUCACACCCCCCCCCUCCUAACACGCUCGCACCACAGAGGGGGGACUUAGAGAGGUGAACUUUGACCUCCCAUAACCACAAAAGUCUCCUCGAACUCUCUUCUUCUCUGUCCUUAUUGAGUCCAUCUACACACGUCCAGAAAAGUGGAGACUGACUCAGAUAAGAGACUUUUUGAAACUUUAUUUUUAACCAGUUCAUUCCAAAAACUCUGGGGAGAUCCACAGAUUUCAAAGAGGAGACGAGCGGCGAUAAGGAGGAAAUGUGGGAGGUGUGAUAAAGUCUCGACUGCCACUCCGGAGCUCACUGAUUUGCCUUGACGUAAGAGGCAGAAACAGCAGCUGUUUUUAAAGCUGUUUGUUUGUUUUCUUUGAUUCACAUUUCACCUCAAACAACAGGGAACCUUUUAACACGGAGACGAGUGCUACGACUCAGAUGGUAACAGACUUUUUAAAGAAAACCUUUAAUUUUAAUGUUUUUUUAUGGUUUCGUUUCUUUGCUCUGUGUGUCCAGAGGUCUGCUCGGAACAAAAAGCGGCGAUAAGGGAGAUGGAAACAAAGUGGUCCAAUCUAUGUGACUUUUAUUUUUUUAUUAUCUGAUAACUUUCUUAUUGGCUCGGGGUUUCCAUGCGUGAAAAUGAAAGAGGAAGACAAUAACAUAAGUGAAAUAUCAAAAGGAACAGAAGCUAUAAUUUCCGCUGUAAGUAAAUCUGAAACUUUUGCAGUCGAGUGUUUCAAAGAGAAAACAGAUGUCUGAAGCGUCAUUGUAAACUGUAGGUAGCAUGUACAGACAGAGGAGCCUUAGGACUUUAGCCCGAUGUACAGUAUUUUGUCUCAAGGCACAAAUGCACUGGAAAUGUUUGUGUUCUUUAAACAGUCAUCAUUUUGAGUUCCUGAAGUGGACACUGAGACACGUUCAUGAAACAUUAGAGGGACUCGUGCUGAGCUCAGAGACCGCUGCCCCGAGGUCAGGUGAUGCGUUUUCAUUCAAAGUCUGCAGAGCUUAGGGAACAUACUGCCAUCUACAGACCACAACUUAGAAAACAUGGAAGAUUACGUAAUCACUUUUUCAGCUGAGAGUGAGAUGAGGAGAUGAAUCUCAUAUACAUCCAUCUAAUGCAGCAGGUAGCUGGUUUGCUCAUCUUAUAUAAACACUGUGAACAGCCUGCAUAUCUAGAGCUCUCUGGUUAACACAGCUUCUGUGUUUGUCCACUUACUAGUUAAUCUACGGUCUAAAGUGGACCAUGGCUUACAAAACGAACACCACACUGCCAUGAAGCUAGUGUUUGAGACAAAAAAUAGUGACCUGCAUUCAUAAAUCAGUUAGUAAGUCAUUUACUAAACUUCUUUUUGCUACCAGUGGUGCUGCCCCCUGGUGGCAGUACGAUAAACUGCAGGUUUAGAGCAUUUCUACAUUUUGAAACUUUGGGAUAAGUCCACGUUUCUUAGACUAGCUCUUUAAAGUUGUUAUGCUAAGCUAAGCUACCUGGCUACUGUCUUUGGUUUUACAGAUACUCCCACAGACAGACAGAGUGCAUCAAUCUCCUGAUCUGACUCGAGGCGAAGAAGUGAUUCAUUAUUCCUGAAUCAAUCUCCAAAUGUUAGUGUAAAAUUUGUCAGCGAUGAGAUGUGCAGCCACAGAGUAACAGCGUCUACACGUGCUGCCUCACAGAAACAUCUCCAAAUUUAAAAACAGAGAACAAGCCAUGAACGGGAACAAGCCUAAACACUCCCACCAUCAGGGCUGAUCAGAGUCAGCCAUCACUUCCAGUGCUUUUGCGCCUCAGGUGUCCACCAGGAAACUAGAAUAGAAACUUUAGUAAGCCACUAGCGGGAGGAGAAUAUAGACCUUUUCUAAUUACUACUAUCACCAUAGUGAACCAUUCCAAAUGUACGCAAGUACCAGCCAAACUCAGUGUGUAGUAUAGGAGACGGCCCUGUUCACUGUGUAAAUAAACAACGGGCUGACUCGUUCCUCACUAAGAAAUCUACAGCGAUACAGACACUCCACGCUCUGUGCACAAGCCAGUCUUUACAAUCUUGUGUGUCUUUCUGUCCACUGCUCUGUAGAUACACAUGGACAAAACUACAACAUGUGAGCGGGGUACACCGUUAGACUUUCACACAAAGAAGUCGCUCUCAAUCAGAAACAAAGGAAAUGUCUGUCUUGGAAACGUUGUCAGUAUGUUCUGAUGUUCACGUUUGUUGCCUUCGUCUUUUGGAAUGUGGAUUCUUGAAGGUUUUACUCUCAGUCAUAUCUGGAUAUUAAUAUUAAUUAGACUUAAAACAGAGCUUCAGCUCCAUGGACUGUAUCUAAGACUUGGGCCGAGCCUCUUUGACAAACCCAGAGUUUUAAAAACAAUCUAUCUGACACUUUGAUUCAGGCAGCAUGCCAUCUUGUUUUUUAAGAGCCAAAAGAGACCAUAGAGGGAUAAACUAGUUACCUCUUCCUGUUUGAGAGGAGGCAGAAAUGUAUUUAUGGCUUCUUUAUAAUGUUGCAGCCUCUUUAGGCAUUCCCCGCUUCAUUGUGUAUUUAAAGAAGGUCCGACAUGCUGCCUCCAAAAAGACCCCAAACUAGUGAUUGAGCUCAUACAAUCAGAAGGACAUUGUUUACUGAAAAUAAAGAAGAAGAAUAAAGCAGUGGGAUCUGUUUUCUGUAGACUCAAACACCAUGGUGGCUUUAGUUUUGAUCCACUUCUUUCAUACAGUCAGUCCUCCAGUGUCAGCAGACUUGUUUUUAAACUGAGUGUAUCAAGGUUAAGUUGAAGGAAGCAAACCAGAACAUCUGAACCACACGACUCAGAGAACUAAGAAACUUCUAAUUGAGGCAAUUAAGAAAAGAAAAAAAAGCUAACCACUCCAGGACCAUCAUCAUGUCACGUCAUGAUGUCAGCCUUGUCGACGUUUACAUAUCUGAUUGCCUCGCCGUCAGCAGACUGUUGAGCGAUGAAAUCUUUGUAGAGCUAACACCAGGUGUAAAGAGAGACUUGUAGCAUGGUCAGGAGCCAGCUGUACCCCCUGUGAGUUACCCGGCUGGCCCGUGUGUAUCUGAACGUGUAUUUUUUGUGUACCCUCAUUGCCUCGAUUGCUCAUCUUAAAUCCAGAUGUAAGAAUGUGGAGAAUUACGUAUUAAACAGUGCCUUCUAGAGUCGGACUGAGGAGGGGGUAGAUCGAGGGUUCAGGGGAGGUGAAGGGAGGUCAGCGGGGGCGAGAUGUGGAGCGUGCAAACAUAGCGGGAGACUUAAAGGGACGGUGUCGGUCUGUGAAGAGAGGUUGUAUGAGGUAAAGCCGGUAUACAGUAGUGGAGAAGCUUUGCCGUGUUUCUUCCUACUUAAGGAACUUAAAAUUUCACACUUUAAAAAAGCAUUGCAUUUUAAGUUUUCAAUAUAUUUAAGGAUAUUUUAUCUGCUUCACCCGGACAUAAACAGUCCUUUCCUUCUGCACUAUGUAUUCAUCGGUACAGCAGCCCUCCUCCUGCAAUGCAUCAACCUGUAAGUCAGCUGUUUGAAUCAGCAACUCUGUAAUCAAGCUUCACUUUCAUGAAGAUACCACAGUUGGUGCAUGCUCGUCUUUUUCAAGACUGUUAAAUCAUAAGAGAUUUAUAGUCACCACACAGGUAACACUGAAUUCUGAGAAGAUAAAAUUACUAUCUCAGCUCACAACUCCAAGUCUGCACAGAUGGCUUUCUCUGGAGAAGAUUAAAACAAACAUCUGAUAACAGAGAACUUUAUUUAUAGAGCACAUUUCUUUUUACAAAGUGCUUCAAAACAACAAAAAAAUACAGAAAGACAAAAUUAAAGGACGCUUAAACCUGCACACAAAAGAGAGAGAGAACAAAAAAUGCAUGGGAUGAGAGGACAGAUGAAAGAUGCAGGUGUUUAAAGGAUGCCGAAAAAGCGAUCCUGAAGAUGAAAGUUUUAGAGAAGAUUUAAAAGAAGGUAAAGAUGAAGACGGACUUAAUACGAUCAACAGAGUCUUCAGGCUGAAACUUCAAAAGUUUGAUCGUCUUUAAGAGCAAGCUGGGAUCUAGAAACAUCCAGCACAGAUGCAUCCACUGAUCUGAGAGAACGCCACGGCACAGAUCUGUGUUACGUUUUGAAGCAAGUCCUUUAAAGUUUAAAAGUAAUCAAUAAAAUCUUAAGAAUCAGAGUCCGUAUUAACAAAAUACAGCAAUUCCUCGCCGUGUCUUGAUUUGUGACUCCAGUGAAUGCACUGAAAUCUACUUUAUGAUGUUGACUUUUUGCACCAGAGUGGUCUUAAACCAUGACUCAGAGAUAAACAGCUUCAGACUGUUUCAUCCAGAGAUCUGUGCUGAUUCUUUAAGUCUGAAAUCACGCUCUGCCGGCUUUCAGAUGUGGCUACCUGCCGACAUCAGUCUGAUCAGCUGCACCUGCAUGCUUAGCUCCUAAGUGUUAGCUCAAACUUCAGGUACUCUGAUGGUACUUUAAUUUCCCCUCACACAAAGUUCAGAUUACUUUUGACUCAUCUGCUGUAGGUAACACACUUAGUAUUGACAAAGUACCUCAUACAACCUCUCUUCAAAAACCACAAACUGUCCCUUUAAUGUGAGAAGGGAAUGAUCUGGAUUAUUAUUGGGGGGUGUUUGACAUGGUCGGGUCCCCUUGCGUCGGCGGCUGUAGUCACCGUAGUGUUUUUAGCAGACGUGCCAUACGAAGCCUUAGAGACAAGUCUCCACAGCUCUCCCCCCGACCCGGCUCCCGCCUCCCCUUCUGAAGAGUCAACAUAGCAGCUCACCUGUAGGUUUUUCCGGAUGCUGAAUCCUGCCACAGGAGGGAGAGAGAGGGGCGAGAGACCACCACUCCUCUGCAUUGUUGUCCCCGUCCCUCUCUCGCUCUCUCACACACCAAAUUCAGAGGGAAAUAAACGUCUCUGCUGUGUGUUGUUGUUGCUGUUUGUGUAAAAUACUUUUAUUUAUUCCUCUUUUGUAUGUGGGUUCAUGUUGUUUUUUCAGCUUUUAGCAUCACUCUUCUUGUUUUUUCAGUUCUGAUUUUAAAACAACACUCAGUUGGUUUUUACUACACUUAAUGUCACACACCAAGCGACUGUCCUCAACUUGUGCACACCGUCAAUGUCCCCUCCCUCCCCCCUUGGAUUUUCCCUCCCCACACACCCCUUCAUUUUUCCUACUCCAGUACCUGAAUAUAUUUACUGUAUCUCCUGGUUACUACAACUUCCUGGAAGUUUAUGGUCACAUGUAACAUAACACAGAAUAAAACAAAUGACAUCCCGGG
Notolabrus celidotus (New Zealand spotty) is the source of this 8514-nucleotide messenger RNA. RefSeq names its product oxysterol binding protein-like 8 (gene osbpl8). The record is from RefSeq and is a predicted model, not a curated record. Gene Ontology annotation, cellular component: intracellular membrane-bounded organelle; cytosol; membrane. The transcript is spliced from 25 exons. Gene Ontology annotation, molecular function: cholesterol binding. Lineage: Eukaryota; Metazoa; Chordata; Actinopteri; Labriformes; Labridae. The coding region runs from base 460 to 3228 and encodes 922 amino acids.